Octodon degus (degu) is the source of this 993-nucleotide messenger RNA. Its product is annotated as omega-amidase NIT2-like. Gene Ontology annotation, cellular component: mitochondrion. The record is from RefSeq and is a predicted model, not a curated record. NCBI's taxonomy places the organism in Eukaryota, Metazoa, Chordata, Mammalia, Rodentia, Octodontidae. The transcript is spliced from 3 exons. Gene Ontology annotation, molecular function: omega-amidase activity. Bases 1 to 870 code for a protein of 289 amino acids. Gene Ontology annotation, biological process: oxaloacetate metabolic process; L-glutamine metabolic process.
AUGGCAGACAAGGUGCCCAACCACAGCAGGUUCCAAAGCUGCUCUGCACCCAGACUCCUAGGUGACCUCUGGGGAGGUGUUCUCCCUGGCCCCUCGCGCUGCGGCGUCUUGGCCGCGCCCCUGCAUGCUCCGGCUUCGGAUUGUCCUCCCGGGAGACCAUGGCUUGAAUACUUUAAUUCUCCAUAUGGUACAAAAUAUUUUCCUGAAUAUGCAGAGAAAAUUCCUGGUGAAUCCACACAGAAGCUUUCUGAAGUAGCAAAAGAGUGCGGCGUAUAUCUCAUUGGAGGCUCCAUCCCUGAGGAAGAUGCUGGAAAAUUAUAUAACACCUGUCCUGUUUUUGGGCCUGAUGGAAGUUUACUAGUAAAACACAGAAAAAUCCAUCUGUUUGACAUUGAUGUUCCUGGGAAAAUUACAUUUCAAGAAUCCAAAACAUUGAGUCCUGGUGAUAGUUUCUCCACAUUUGAUACCUCUUACUGCAGAGUGGGCCUGGGCAUCUGCUAUGACAUGCGUUUUGCAGAGCUUGCACAAAUCUAUGCACAGAGAGGAUGCCAGCUCUUGGUGUAUCCUGGAGCUUUCAAUCUGACCACUGGACCCGCUCACUGGGAAUUACUUCAGCGAGGCCGUGCUGUUGAUAAUCAGGUAUACGUGGCCACGGCCUCUCCUGCCCGGGAUGACAAAGCAUCCUACGUUGCUUGGGGACACAGCACCAUUGUGAAUCCUUGGGGUGAAGUCAUAGCCAAAGCUGGCAUUGAAGAAAUGGUCCUGUAUUCAGAUAUAGAUCUGAAGAAGCUGGCUGAAAUACGUCAGCAAAUCCCAAUUUUAAGACAAAAGCGACCAGACCUCUAUGCAGUGGAACCAAAAAAGCCCUAAGGAUUAUAUUUCCAACAUGUCAUGAAACAGGAAGAUAUGGAGCAUGAUAAACUCCCUAUUGAAUCCUUUUUCUUGGGGGUGGAUGUGUGGCUCCCCCCAGUUCUCACAUCCUGCUGAGCACAU